AGGAAGUAACGUGUUCUUCUGUUAACUUGAUGCCAAUUGCCGUUUGCUAACAAAACAACGAGAGACUUCAACCGUAGUGUUACAUAUUUCACUGUUUCUACAAGGUUCUAAUUUUCCAAACAUCACAACUACAUGCAAAGAAAUCUGGUUCUACUUGUUGACAAGUCCGUCUGUUCUGGCCGACAUCCUUUUCGUACGCUUGUCAGACGUCAACAAUUCUCAAAAUUGUGCCAGGCCAACCUUGUCGCCUCUAAACAACCAUCUUCACUUGUCCGUUCAAAGUCUUCAGGAGAAAUUUGUCAUUUUACCUACAUAUCCCAUAACCAACGUCUUCUCCCCUGGAAGUUCCUGCAGUGUCUUUUGUCCAACCAGCCCGAUAUGUCGGAACAGAGAUUCCUGGUGGAAUAUGCCAAACGCGGCACCGCAGGCUGUAAGAAAUGCAAGGACAAAAUUCAGAAGGGCAUAGUACGGAUAGGGAAGGUUGUGCCGAACCCCUUCAGCGAGUCUGCGGGGGAGAUGAAGGAGUGGUAUCACGUGAAGUGCAUAUUUGAGAAGCUGGAAAGGGCACGAGCUACCACAAAGAAGAUAGAGGACAUCACAGACCUGGAGGGCUGGGAAGAACUGCAGGAUGAGGACAAGGAGCUCAUUAAUAAACAUGUUUCAGAUCUGAUGGCUAAAGUCAACGCUAGUCCAAAGAAAAAGGUUCAGUCCAAGUUGAACACCUCAGCUCAGCUGAUGUCCCCUCCUGCCGACCCGUCGGUCAACGCCCCGCGGAAGUUCUCAGGCUUCACCGCUGCCAAGGUCGGCAGCUCCAGCGCUCCCAGCGUGUCCUCGUCCUCCUCCAAAGCCGGCGAAGGCAGCGCCCUGUCCAAGCAGCUGUGUGACCCACAGCACAAGGACUGCCUCUUCAGAGAGUUUAGGAAACUCUGCGCCACCGUGGCUGAAAACAACAGCUACAACAGCAAGACUCAGAUCAUAGAGAAGUUCCUGAAGAAGGGCACGGGGGGAGAUAAGUUCCACGGAGAUCUUUACCUGACUGUGAAGUUGCUGCUGCCAGGCGUCGUAAAAAGCGUUUACAACCUAAACGACAAGCAGAUUGUAAAACUCUUCAGCCGAAGUUUCCAAUGCAACCAUGACGACAUGGUGCGGGAUCUGGAGCAGGGCGACGUGUCCGAGACUGUGAGAAUGUUCUUCGAGGACUGUAAAUCUUUCCCACCUGCUGCCAAGAGCCUCCUCACGAUCCAGGAAGUAGACGCAUCCUUGACCCGCCUCGCUCAGCUGACCAAGGAGGACGAGCAGCAGAGCGAGCUGGAGGCCAUAGCUAAAAAAUGCACCAGCAAUGACCUGAAAUGCAUCAUCCGGCUCAUUAAACACGACCUGAAGAUGAACGCCGGAGCCAAGCACGUUUUGGACGCUGUGGAUCCAAAUGCCCACGAUGCCUUCAAGGCCUCCCGUAACCUUGGUGACGUGAUUGAGCGGGUCCUGAGGAAUCAGCAGGAGGCGUCCAAUGGGUCAGGACCCAGGAAGCUGCUGACCGUGGAGGCCUCUCUCCUGACCCCUGUCCAGCCGAUGCUGGCGGAGGCGUGCAAAUCUGUCGACUACGCCAUGAAGAAAUGUCCCAACGGGAUGUACUCUGAGAUCAAGUACGACGGGGAGCGCGUGCAGGUCCACAAGAGUGGAAACACCUUCAGCUACUUCAGCCGCAGCCUCAAGCCGGUUCUGCCACACAAAGUGGCCCAUUUCAAAGAGUACAUCCCCCAGGCUUUUCCUGGAGGCCACAGCAUGAUUCUGGAUGCUGAAGUUCUUCUCAUUGACACAAAAACCAGCAAGCCGCUGCCCUUUGGGACUUUAGGCGUCCACAAGAAAGCUGCCUUUCAAGAUGCCAACGUGUGCCUUUUUGUUUUUGACUGCAUCUACUUCAACGGCGUGAGUCUGAUGGAGAGGCCUCUAAGUGAACGCAGAAAGUUCCUGAAUGACAACAUGGUGGAAGUCCCCAACAGGAUUCUCUUCUCUGAGAUGAAAUACGUCACGAGGGCAGCAGAUCUGGCUGACAUGAUAACUCGAGUCAUCAGAGAAGGACUGGAAGGCCUGGUGCUGAAAGACAUAAAGGGCAGCUACGAGCCGGGGAAACGCCACUGGCUGAAGGUUAAAAAGGACUACCUAAACGAAGGUGCCAUGGCGGACACGGCUGACCUGGUGGUGCUAGGCGCCUUCUACGGAAAGGGCUCCAACGGGGGCAUCAUGUCCAGCUUCCUGAUGGGCUGCUACGACCCAGCCUCCAAGAAGUGGUGCACAGUCACCAAGUGCUCUGGAGGCUACGAUGAUGCCAUGUUGGCUCGGCUCCAGAAGGAGCUGGAUGUGAUCAAAAUCAGCAAGGACCCCAGCAAGAUUCCUGGAUGGCUGAAAAUCGUCAAGAACUAUUAUCCAGAUUUCCUUAUCCGUGAUCCAGAGCAAGCGCCAGUCUGGGAGAUCACCGGUGCAGAGUUCUCCAAAUCAGAGAUGCACACCGCCGAUGGCAUCUCCAUCCGCUUCCCCCGCAUGACUCGGAUCCGAGAUGACAAGGACUGGAAGAGCGCCACCAACCUGCACCAGCUCAAGGAGCUGUUCCGCAUAUCCAAGGAACACUGUGACUUUAAGGUGACGGCCGGGCCGUCCGAGUCCAACGAUGAGAAAGGCUCGUCAGGAGGAGACAGCGGAGGAAGUUCCCCGUUCCCAUCAUCCACCGGGAAAGCUCCACCCAAGAAGACGACCAGCAGCAGCCCUCCUAAACCAAAGGCAGUGAAAUCAGAACCUCGUCCUCCAGGAUCAGAAGCUCCUAGCGCAAAGAAGGUGAAGAAGAGCGAACAAAGCGUUCACAGUAACAGAAAAGCAGCGUCUCAGCUGCUGGAACCAAAGAACGACAAGACGCUGCUGGACAUUUUCAGCGGGAUAAAGCUCUUCCUGCCCGUCUCCGUGCACGACUGCGACAAACUCAGGAGAUACUUUGUGGCAUAUGAUGGAGACCUGGUACCGGAUUACGAUCCCACCUCCGCCACACACACGUUGGCUGAGCCAGAGGAGGACAGCAAGGCUCAGAAAGUCUCCACCUCCUGGAUCUGGGAGUGCAUCCGUAAGAGACGCAUCGUUCCUCCCUGCUGAGAGAGGAACACCAUCAGUGGCUUGGGUUCAGGGCAGGUGUCUCUCUCUUGCUCCAUCUGUCGUGGCUGAAACACAGAUAGAAACAUUCAUGAAAUAAACGCUACACAGACUUUAACUACAGGAGCUGAACAUUUGUAAGAAACCAUGAACUGAAUAAAAACUGCAGUUUGUCUACUGAUGCAACUAAAAUCUGGGGAAAAGAUUUUAUAUGACAUGCUGACUUUAGGGGACAGGUUAGGUGGACCAGCAUGUGUCCAGCUUCACCUUCUGUAUACAAUAAUCAGCUCAUCUGACUUAAAUUAAACAUUAAGGUAGGGCUGCUCGAUUAUGGCAAAAACAAUAAUCACGAUUAUUAUGACUGUAAAUGAGAUCUCGAUUAUUUAGGACGAAUUUUCUAUUUACUAUAAAUGAGAUCUCGAUUAUUUAGGACGAAUUUUCUAUUUAUGUUGAUUUUAUUUGUUUUAUUCAGUCAUAAAAUUGCUCAGGGCACAAACAGGACAAAAAUAAAUAAGAAACAAGAUGAUCACUAAAAUAACUCCUGAUUCCCAGUAUAAAAAGACCAAUAUGCUCAUAGUCUAUGACACAAGGGCUAUAGACCUUGGUUUAACUCAUUUAAGUCUAACCAGUACAGACCCAAAUACCAAUAUCUUGCAAAUACUGACAGCAAGAAUUAUACAGUGGCAUUUAUAACAAAUAAAUGCAAAUAAAUUGAUAUUCACAAAAUGUUGCAUAACAUUUAUUUAGACAUGUCAAGGUGCUGUAGGAGAGUGCACUAGCACCGUGUCCUCAGAGGGAUUAGUUAUUUAUCAGCGUGAGGAACUUAUUUCUACCUUAUUUAUAAACUAUUUAUUUACAAGUCCAUCAGUUAAUGUAAUAAUUGUCCCAACCACAGCUGCACCCCCACCCCCAACCUGGUCUCACAGCAAUCGGGGCAAGCUGCACGUGUGUUUAGCACGCCGCACGUGCACAUUUAGCCGUUUUUAGUGGCUCAGGAGUCCGCAGGUGCGGUGUGUGUGUCACUCACUCUGGUUAAUCCAACAGGGAGCCGGCUCUGAGAGCCGUUUCUUUAGCGACUGACACAUCACUACAUCAUUCCCUUUCCUAAUGUCCUGAAAAACGGUCCGGAGCGCAGGCGGAGUGUUUAGCUAACCUGCAAGAAAUGUCGACGGCAGUUAUCCAGAAAGUAGCUAAGGGUUACCAGAGAUGUUUCUCAGGUGUUCGCUAGGUACUUUUAAGAUUUAAAAAGUCAAGAAGGGGGUCUGAAAAGCUGCUAGAAAUAGCGUCAAAGUCGCCAAGUUGGCAACACUGUAAGGAGCGCUUCAUUUGCAACUCAGGGCAGCGCAAGUGGGAGGAGCAAAUAAUCGGCUUGUUUUGUUUUUUAUAAUCGUUCAAAACUCGGAUCGUAAUCAUGAUUAAAAUUCGAUUAAUUGAGCAGCCCUACAUUAAGGUGAAAAGCCAUGCUGUGUUUGAGAGAUCUGGGACUCUAACCAGCAACCUUCCUUUCCUUAGCCUGAAGCUCACAGCUUUCUCUGUUUAGCAUCAGCGAGACGUUUAGAUUAGCCUUUUAUCUCUUUCUGGCUUUGAGGCGGUUUUAAUGCUCAGCGGGGGACAAACUCCAAAAUAAACCUGCUUCCCAGCACAA
Nothobranchius furzeri (turquoise killifish) is the source of this 4780-nucleotide messenger RNA. It is a transcript of the gene lig3, whose product is annotated as ligase III, DNA, ATP-dependent. Lineage: Eukaryota; Metazoa; Chordata; Actinopteri; Cyprinodontiformes; Nothobranchiidae. Gene Ontology annotation, cellular component: DNA ligase III-XRCC1 complex; nucleus. Gene Ontology annotation, molecular function: ATP binding; DNA ligase (ATP) activity; DNA binding. The record is from RefSeq and is a predicted model, not a curated record. Gene Ontology annotation, biological process: DNA recombination; DNA biosynthetic process; double-strand break repair.